AUGUCUUCUUCUCUUAACAAUUCGCGCUUACACUGUGACAGCAAAGAUUGUGCACUGCAAUUAAGCCAAACAAAAGACGUAAAUCUACACUUAAUACUCAAAUGGUUUGCCAAUGAUCUGAUGAAUGACAAUUUCAAUUUAACAGAAUCAACAGAGUUGCCUUCUCAGUUUGAUUACUAUGACAUUCUCUCUGAAAAAAACAGAAAUUUGACCAGUUUGACAUUAACUAAACCCGAAACAAUUACAAUGAAUAAUUCAUUUUCAUCUUAUCGAUAUUAUCCACCGGUAGACUUUACACCGACAACUCCACCAACAACUUUAGUUAAAUGUAAAAAUUCUAGUGAACAGUCUAACGAUCAGAGAGUACAGAAUGAUUCCCAAUUUAACUAUUAUACUAGAGAUUUAAGAACUGAUUUAAAUACUGAAUGUACGUCGAGCACAUGUGAACCAUUGAAUACUAUAUGUACUGAAACGCAAUUCAUACAAAAUACACCUAACAAUACAUCACAACAAACAAAUAAUACAGUUAUGAAGAAGAAUUUACAAAACAAUAAUACUAUUAAUGAUACUGAUACUCCAAUAUAUCAUGGAAGACAACAUAGUAUGCCCAUAUUUAUGCCAUCUUAUACAACAUUUGAUGAUAAUACACCAAAUAAAAUAGAAAACGAAAUAUCAACAGACACAGAGAAUUCACAUGGAUCUAAAGAAAUUAAUCGACUUACAUUAAUUGAUAAAUCAUCUAGACCGGUUGCAACUAGUAUUAUGAGUAAUCCUACAAUUGAUACAGGGACAGGUAUAAAAAAAGCAAGUACAACAACAUCAAAUCCAAAUUCAUUAAACUUAGUUAUCGAUAUUCAUUUACAUGGUGUUGGUUUAUCUGAUAAUCGUAUGACACAAAGUUGUAUACAAGAGAAAGAUUAUGAUCUAUCAGCAGAUGAUAAGCUAUUGAGUAAAACAAAUUAUAGUAAAUGUUCAAUGGAUGAGCUUUUAACAAAUAUGGAUUUUUGUACACUAAGAUGUAAACCGCAUAGAGCUAUUUCAUUAAUUGAUCAACAAAAUUCAUCUUCACAAUCCUCUUCAUAUGAAUUAAAUACUGGUGAAAGUCGAUUAAGUCAAAGAUUGAAUAAGUUACCAUGGAAUAAACACAAUGAUUAUGCAAAUAGAAUAAAUUCGGCUGAUACAAAAUCAGAUAAUGCAAACGAAAAUAAAAUGAAAUGUUCAAUUGAUACAAACGGUUGGGAACCACACAUACAUAACCAUAAUUAUAAUAUUAAAUCAGACGACAUUAAAUCACGUUUAAGAAAUCAACAUCAUCAGUUGUAUAAUCACCAUCAUCAACAUUGUAGAGGAUAUGAUCGGUCGAUAUAUACGGAUCAAACGAAUGGAAUAUGUGUUGAUGAUUUACGUAUUCGUCGAACACCAAUGCCUGUUCACAGACAGUUGGUAAAUAAUUCGCAAGGUAAUAACUCGAAGUUAUCUACUGUCAGUCGAUAUCCUACAAUGCCGAAUAUAAAUAAUCCAUCGAAAAACGUUGAUUAUAUUGAGUCGAAUUCAGGAACAUUUUCACAGUCAGUUGAUAUUCCAUUAUUGAUUCGGUUACUUCAGUCAUCUGAUCCAGAUGUUGUAUCAAAUGCAGCUGCUUACUUACAACAUUUAGUUUAUCGUAAUCCAAGUUUAAAAGAGAAAACACGACUGUCUGGUGGUAUAUCAGCUUUAGUUCAGUUACUCUAUUCAGAUCACACACGUAUUUGCCUUAAUGCAGUUGGAGUGUUACGUAAUCUGACAUGCGGGGAUACCUUAGCCAUAAAAAAGGAAUUGGAACGAGUUGGUGGUAUACGUGCAUUAGCUUGGUUAAUUGAAAACCGUCAAGUCUAUGGAUCAACCACAGACUCAUUCAAAGAUUUAAAUUAUGGAAUGUCCAGUAAUUCAAGUCAUUGUCACUUGAAUGGCACUGAAUACGAUGAUCUACAUCAGGCUGUUAAAUCAAUUUUAGAGAAUGCCGCUUCUGUUCUAUGUAAUUUAGCAUCAGUAAGUUGGUUAAAACGAAGUGUUUUACAAGAAGCAUUAAUUCCAAGUUUGUUGAAUGUUAUUAUUGUGCCAGCAGCAACAGAAACAUCCAUUUAUGCAUCAAAAGAUAACGGAGCUCAGUCAAUUAUUAAUAGUAUUCUGUUUCGUAUUGUUACAUCCCUGAUACGAAAUAUAAGCAGUUCUGAAGAUGAUGAUGUCAGAGAAAAAAUGCGUCAGUGCCCUCAACUUGCAACUAGUCUUUUCAGUAUAUUACGUUAUGCAGUAGAACAUCAAUUAUACGAUAAGCGAUCAAUAGAACAUUGUGUUUGCACGAUUCGUAAUUUAUGCUAUGGUUUGCAACAGAGACAACAGACACAACAAUCUCAACCUCAACAAUCACCAUCUCAAUCUUCUGUUACAUCGUCAAGUCAAGAAAGUAAAUUUCAGGAGAAAUCACGCAAUGGUUCAUUAUUAAGAAUUAAAUCAACCAGUCUUGUAAGCGGUAAAAAGUCAAAGGGAUUGACAGAAAUCGAAACGAACCCUGAAUCAUUAAAUAAAUCAACUAAUCUCUCGAAAACCGAAAAUAUCCCUUCACCAUAUGGAGAUAUAGAUUCAGUAAGAACAUUGAUCUAUUUAAUACAAUAUAGUUCAAAUCCGUAUACGCUGGAAGCUGCUGCUGGUUCACUACAAAAUUUAACUGCAGGGCACGGAAGUUCAAGUGAACAGAUGCGAGAAAUUAUUCGUUUAAAUCAUGGACUUCCAUUACUUGUAGAAUUGUUAAAUAAUUCAAUGCAUAAUGUUGUUGCAACUGCAGCUAAUGCAUUACGUAAUUCUGCAUUAGAUCCAAUUAGUUGUAGUCUACUUGGUAAAUAUGCAUUAAAUCGUAUUAUACAAGCAUUAGAUCAACAUUCAUGUGGAAUUGCAUUAAAUCUACAUUCUAAUGAGUAUAAAACACACUUAAACAAACUAAAUACAAUGAAUAAUAAUCAUAAUAAUAACAGUUAUUAUAACAAUAAUUCUGAAUGGCAAAUACCAAUACAAACAUCAAAUGUAAUGAAUAAAUCAGUAUGUUUAACAAAUCAUGAAUAUACACAAUUUGGCGAAGAGAAUAAAUCUAAUCUACAGAAACAAUGUACAACUUCCCUGUUAAGUUUAUGUUGUGUUAUAAUACAUAAAAAAUUGGAAAAUGCUAGACGUUUUGUUACACUAGGAGGAGUUGAGAAAUGUCAAGAAUUAUUAAAAAUUUGCCUUAAUAAUGGUCAUUUAAUAAGAUUUAAUUGUACUGAACAAUUAGUCAAUGAAGAUAAAACUACUCAAACUGUUAUUAAACUUAUACGUCAACUAUUGUUUAUGUUAUGGGAAUUUUCUGAAUUGCGUCCAAUUUAUAAAUUGGCUGGAUGGAAUGAAACAGAUUUCUGUAUUCAUAAACGCAAUCGUUUAGCAAGUUUAAUAAGACGACGAUCAAAAAAAGCAGAACUACCACGUAAACGAAUGAAUUCCGAUUUCAGACAGUAUACAAAUGGUAGCGUUAGUGAUUCUGAAGAAUGUAAACGUCAAACAUUUGCCUAUUCAAAUAGAACUAAAAAUAAUGAAUUUAUUUUUGAUGAUUUUAAAAAUAAUUGUGAAGAUUUGAGUGAAUCAGUAUACAGUUUACAUGGUGGUCAACUAACAUCAUCUUAUUAUAUUCCAGCCCAAACAAUUGUUCAUGAAUCAUAUAAUCCGGAUGAAUUAAAUUCUUAUCGUCAAGAUAGAACACAUGCAGUUUAUAUUGCCGAAGGAGAUAUAAAUGCCAUGUCCAAAGAUAAUCACAAUAAUGUUUUUGAAAUGAUUAAUUUGUAAAAAAAUUUUUUUGUAAAUUCUAUAUCUUUCAUAAUCGUAAUGUGAAUAACUAAUUAGAUUUUACGUCAGUUUUUUUGUUGUUGUUGACGAAUAAAUCCUUUUUUUGUUUUUACAGUCAUAACUAAUCUAAUCAAUAUUUCCGUACCAUUUCGUUAAAUAAGAAUAUAUAUAUUUGUAAAAUAAAAGUUUAAAUGCAUAAGUUGGUGUAAAAUGUUCAAGGAACCUAGAGUUGUCUAAUUGUUUACAUACUUACGCCUGUUACUCCUCAUGAAGAGGUAUAGUCCGCUCACCAACAUUCUCCAUCCAACUCUGUCUUGGGCAAAGAGUUGCCUGAUAAUAUGUCAUUAUUGAAAAUUAUAUCAAUUUGAAUGUUGACUUAUAAUGUAGUCCAAGAAUUACCAUUCAAGUGUACUUUAUUUGUCAGUUAGUGUUGAUCAUCCUAUUAAGUUUUAUAUCACUAUUUAAUGAGAACAUUAGUACUGGUUAGUGUAUAAGUGCACUUAUCUGUUUACUCUGUAUUAUUUGAAGAAACGUGAGCACUAAACUUCAAUGUUUUAUGUUACCUAUCAAUUAUCCAUAUUGGCUAAUUUCAUAUUAUUAAUCCAUUUUUAUCUAAUUUUCUAUAAUUUACACAUACUUAUUCACAAAGAUCUCAAAUUUUGUUACGAUGUGAUGUAAUUUCUGCCAAAUUUCUUUGGAAAAACUAACAGAAUUAAAUACAGUUUGUUGUGUAUAAUUUAAUGUCAUUUUGAACACUUUCAAGAAUUUAAACUGCUAUUACUUCACUUAUGGUUUAUCGUUUCAAGUAUAUGUAAGUACGUUUAUAAUCCAACAAAUCUAUCCUUUUUUUCCCAAUAAUUUAAAAAAAAAAUACAUUGAAUUUUAUUAAAAAUAGUUUGUAUUUAAUCCAUAUAAAUGGUCAGCAAAACGUUUGUUCAAUUUAAAGGAAAAAACUUUUAUUGCUUGUUAAAACCCAGGAAAAAUUGUAGGUUGGAGCAAAUAGACCAUUAAAUUUUACACUCAUUGGUCUUAGAGAUUAGUGUUUGAACUAUGUGACAUAAAAGGCUUUGACUCAAUUUCCUAGCGGCUUUUAUUGUAAACUAGAAUAAAACAGUUUUUCGGUUUGUUUGAGUUUUCAGCUUCUGUAAUCUCAUAUCAAAUUCAUGUAUAAUUUCAAGAAUGAGAUGGUUACCCACCUGCUUCACUGGCUGAUGGUUAAACAGUAUCUCGAAUUGACUGAAGUUAAUAAUGUGCACCGUUGGAUAUCAACUGAUCUAAAUACCAAGCACUCACCAUUGAAAAUGAGGACUCCGGGUUUGACUAUCUGCUGGUUUUAUGAAUUCAUCUUGAUGGGCUAUUUUAAACUAAGAUGAAAUAGUUUCUUAGUGCUGUCUGGUAACCAAUGGCUUUAUAACUAGGAUCAUUAUGUAACGCAAACUGAACAAUUUGAAAAUUUAAACAAACCCUCGAUGCCAAUAUCGCAUAUAACUUGUUGAUUAAGCACAGUAUUUUUUCUGAACGGUGAGUACAUGUUUCUCCUACUUUGAUGAAGCUAUCUAGGGACAAAAUACUUUAGUUUCUCAUAGAAUUUUAUUCUAUUUCGAUAAUUUCUUAAUGAAACCCAUAAAUAGCUGAUGAUCUGAAAUUCAGAAGCACAAGUUUGUUAGAUUUUAAAUGAAUGAAUCAAAUUACCAUGCGCUAUUGGAAGACUACAUAUAUUAUUAACCUAUAUUUGCUCGGAAUAAUUGACUUGGGUCUCAAAACUUCAGAAAUUCCGAUUUCAGGGAUAUCACAAAUAUAUAAAUAUUUUAUUAAUAAUAAAAAUGUUCUAUUUAAUAAGUUAUGUUGAUCUUUAACUUAUUUAUUUAAAUAUGGUGAGAUUAAUACAGUAGAAAAGGAUUAUGUCAAAUGGUAAGUUGAUCAAACUUGGAAUUCUAAUUGGAUUACAUAUGCUUUUCCGCCUGUUCAAUACAGUCUAGGUUCACUUCUGUGUAAAAUUUGUUUCUGAAGUUCUUUUAAACGAUUAAUAAAUGCUUCU
This is a messenger RNA of Schistosoma bovis, 5884 nucleotides long. The record is from the annotation of a GenBank genome assembly. NCBI's taxonomy places the organism in Eukaryota, Metazoa, Platyhelminthes, Trematoda, Strigeidida, Schistosomatidae.